Messenger RNA from Ziziphus jujuba (common jujube), 2109 nucleotides. RefSeq names its product ankyrin repeat-containing protein ITN1. Bases 30 to 1988 code for a protein of 652 amino acids. The record is from RefSeq and is a predicted model, not a curated record. Gene Ontology annotation, cellular component: plasma membrane. The transcript is spliced from 4 exons. NCBI's taxonomy places the organism in Eukaryota, Viridiplantae, Streptophyta, Magnoliopsida, Rosales, Rhamnaceae. Gene Ontology annotation, molecular function: protein phosphatase 1 binding; protein phosphatase regulator activity.
UGGAUCGAAAAUAUCUAGCAAGGUAGCUUAUGAUGGAUGGUGCAUCGUAUAAUGCUGCAAUUAAUGGCGACCACAAUCUGUUUCGUAAUGUGGACAACAUCAGAUCUCGUGGCCAAAACAACACUAUUCUUCAUAUAGUAGCUAAAUCUGGGAAGCUACGGCAACUUAAUACAAGAGAAGAUCAUCUGCUGCGUUUUCUUUAUGAGCAAAACAACAAAGGAAACACCCCACUUCACAUUGCAGCAAAAUUAGGGCAUCUGGAAACGGUAAGAAUUCUAGUGGAAAUGGCAAGAAAGUCAGAUGUUGAGCAAAACAAGAAGCUGCUGACCAUGGAGAAUAAUGAGAAAGAUACAGCGCUCCAUGAAGCUGUUUGCCAUAAUCACUUGGAGGUUGUCAAGUUGCUAAUUGAAAAAGACCAGGAUUUGGUGUCCCUAGUGAACAGCGCUGGCGAAUCUGCUCUUUUCAUGGCGGUGGAUAGAUGUUUUUUUCACAUUGCCCUGCAUAUCUUGGACAACUAUCCAAACAAUUGCUCUUAUCAGGGAAGGAACGGCAUGAAUGUCUUACAUGUAGCCGUCAUUCGCUCUCAAACACGUAGUUCAACUCUUACGAUUUGGGAAGGUCUUACACUAAUCUUUGUAAAACCUUCACAACUUUCACAUUUACUCCAAGCCUACCAUAAAAUCGGAAGUCCAAAAACAGACGAAGACCCUGGCUCCGACCCUCCCUAUGUAAAAUUUAUAAAAAAGGUGAUGGAAAAACGACAGAUUUUAGCACCGGAAAAAAGACAGAUUUUAGCACCAGGAAAAGCUGAUGAUUUAGGGUGGAUUCCUCUUCACUAUGCGGCACACUUAGGCAAGACGGAACUUGUUGAACUAUUUCUAACGGAAUAUGAUGAGUCCCUUGCUUAUGCAAGGAACAAAGAAGGAAUGUCUGCUCUUCACAUUUCAGCAAAGAAAGGACAUGUUGAAGUAAUUAGAAAACUGAUUGAAAGAUGUCGAGAAAUUUGUGAGUUGUUGGAUGAUAAAAAUCAGACAGCUCUUCAUGUUGCUGUGGAAAGUGGAGAGAAGAGUGUGGUGAAAGUUUUACUGGAAUCGUUAGCAUUUCAUGAUCUUGUAAAUGAGAAAGAUAAUGAAGGAAAUACAGCUUUGCAUCUAGCCUCUACUCAACGACAUUUCGAUAUUUUAGCAAUGCUGGCAAAUGACUCAAAAACUGACAAAGGGGCUACAAAUAAAGAUGGAAUGACAUUCAUAGACAUUAUCCUAUCAAACAAGGAACUAAAAAACAUCGACCUGUGGGAAAUUGUGUUGAAGUUUCAGAAAGAGAUCAUAGGAAUACCAAGUUUGGAACAGAAGUCCAUAAGAAAAUCUAAAGAAGCAGAGAGUUGUGAGAAGCCAACGCAUAAUGAUGGUCGACUACAAAAUAUCGAAGAGAAAGAAGAGAGACUAACGCAUAAUUAUGGUCGACCACAAAAACUCAAAGAGAAAGAAGAGAAACAACAUGAAGUAUCAGAAGAAAUCACGAAAGAUGUCGACAGCUUUACCACAUUGGUAGCCACUCUCAUUGCUACUGUCACCUUCACAGCUGGCCUCGCAAUUCCUGGUGGAUACAAUGACAAAGGCUUAGCAGUUUCACUGCAGCGAAGAGAACUUUUCAAACUUUUUCUGUUUUUCGAUGUAGCAGCUUUUGUUUCCUCAUUUGCCAUUAUGCUCAUCCGCUUUUUAUCCCCAUUGUCUCGAAAACUCGUAAGCUCUUUUCACAUGAUAGAGUGGGUGCUAAUCCUAACAGACAUUUCACUUUUUACAAUGUUUGGUGCUUUUGUCUGUGGCAUAGGACUAGUAGUACCUGAGAAAUCAAACAUUGCUGAUGUCGUCGAGGUUUGUCAAGUUUCGUUUAUUGGCUUUAUUUUUUUCUUUUAUUUUUCUCCAAUCCUCGCAAUUGGCUCCUUAAAUAAAAAAGAUGUUAGACAUGGUUUUGGAUUCUGGAGAUGAUAAGCAGCAGUAUGUUGACUCUCCUGGCCGGUCUGUGUUUCUAAUUAAUUUAGUGUUUUUUUCCUUCUUCUAAAAGAACUCCAUAUGUAUUAUUAAUUAAUGCAUUGCACUUUUUUCUCUA